AUGGUGUCAGUACUUUCUGUGUUCGUGGCUCUAACCAUUAUUUCCAUUAAUUUAAAACCCUUUCAAGCCACAUCUAAUGUCACUUUGCAUGAGCAAUCCAUUUUUGAUUACCACCAGAAAUGGAUGAUUCAAUUCUCUAGAGUUUACAAUGAUGACUUCGAGAAAGAGAUGAGGUUCAAAGUGUUCAAGAAAAACUUGAAAUUUAUCGAGAACUUCAAUAAUAUGGGGAAUCAAAGCUAUAAACUUGGUGUCAACGACUUCACCGACAAAACUAAAGAAGAGUUUCUAGCCACAUACACUGGUGGUCUCCGGGGCAUUAACGUAACUUCACUACCCGAAGUGGUUCACCAAACGAUGUCAUCUAAGAAAUUGAACUUUAGUGAACUUGAUUUUGUCAAAGACUGGAGAAAUGAAGGAGCUGUAACGCCUGUCAAAAAUCAAAAAUCAUGUGGAUGUUGUUGGGCGUUCUCAUCUGUAGCAGCAGUAGAGGGUUUAGCAAAAAUUUCUGGACAAAACCUCGUAUCACUGUCAGAACAACAACUUGUAGACUGCCAUAAUGGUUGUAAGCCAGGAAAGUUUUCUCUUGCUUUUGACUACAUGAUAAAUAAUGGUGGUAUUACUUCCGAUGCGGAAUACCCUUACCAAGCAGAACAAGGGCAGUGCCAUUCCAACAUCAUACCCACCGUAAAGAUAAAAGGGUAUAAAUGGGUCCCAAGGAACAACGAGUUUGCGUUACUGGAUGCUGUAUUGAGACAGCCCAUCUCGGUGACCAUUGAUCCGACUACAGACAGUUUCAUGCAUUACAAAGAGGGAGUGUUCGAUAAUCGAGACUGUGGAAUCGGACAAACUCAUGAAGUGGCGAUCGUUGGGUAUGGGGCAACGGAGGAUGGGAUAAAGUACUGGUUGAUUAAAAACUCUUGGGGUGAGAGUUGGGGUGAGGAAGGUUACAUGAGAAUCCGUAGAAUGGUGGAGUGGCCUGAAGGAAUGUGUGGUGUGGCUCAGUUUCCUUGUUAUCCCGUUCUUUGA
Molecule: messenger RNA, 1026 nt
Organism: Raphanus sativus (radish)
Lineage: Eukaryota; Viridiplantae; Streptophyta; Magnoliopsida; Brassicales; Brassicaceae
Product: ervatamin-B-like
Exons: 2
Coding region: 1-1026 (341 amino acids)
Cellular component (GO): lysosome
Molecular function (GO): cysteine-type endopeptidase activity
Source: RefSeq, a predicted model, not a curated record